Molecule: messenger RNA, 1951 nt
Organism: Babesia bovis T2Bo
Lineage: Eukaryota; Apicomplexa; Aconoidasida; Piroplasmida; Babesiidae
Product: Eukaryotic glutathione synthase ATP binding domain family protein
Exons: 1
Coding region: 21-1916 (631 amino acids)
Biological process (GO): glutathione biosynthetic process
Cellular component (GO): cytosol
Molecular function (GO): glutathione synthase activity; ATP binding; glutathione binding
Source: RefSeq, a predicted model, not a curated record
UUAUAAUAAACGUUGUAAUAAUGUCUAAUACUCCUGCUGACCAUCCAGCAUGGAAGCUCAGGGUACGUCUGUCUAUCCAAACCGACUCUCCGGACAGUACGGUGUCAUCAAAGGUUGAGCAUCUUUGCGGUGUCAUAUUUGAUAUAAUUAACCGCAUCCAACGUAAAUGUGCAGCUGGUGGUACAUACGAACAUGAUGAUGUUACUGCAGAAGCAAUUAAAGACCUGCAUAUAUGGUUUAUACGCAAACUCAUGAUGCUGGGCUGUUUAUCCCAGGAUAUAAAUGGGCAAUAUGCAGGAGCAAAGCAUGUCAUUCCCUUUAGUGGUAGGAUUAAGAUGGUUCCUUCCGUCAUGUUCCCUUUGCCAUUUCCAAGGUCACUUUUUAUAGAUUGUAUUAACUAUAACCCAUUAAUGACCAGGUUGAUCGACACUGUAAGCUGCAACGUAACUUGGUUAUGUCGUGAACUGGAGCAGUUACGUUCACAUGAUCCCUUUAUGUCUGGUUUGCUGGACAUUUGUAAUGAGGUCUAUUUAUCUGGUAAGCGGUCACUGCACUCCGAUAUUAGGGCAUACAUUACACGUACCGACUACUUCAUGAACGUGAAGCGUGACUCGGGAUUGAAUGAACCCAGCUAUUCCCGAAUAUCCCACUGUGACAUAUCAGCGAUGAGCGAGUCUGCAGAAAUGAAAUUGGUAGAGGUAAACACAGUCUCCUGCGCCAUGGCACAUCUUGUGGGAUUGGUGUCGCGUGCUCAAAAUGAAUUGUUGCGUUAUCUGAUCGAUCGCGAUUUUGCAGCGGCUACUCCCGGAGAUGAAGCCCCAAUGCUAAGUCCGGGCACGAUUACCGCACUGGAUCAGCAUAACUCUCCACAAGAAGGUAUAGUGGACACCCUGGCUGCCGCCCAUCGCAGUUAUGCAGAAAUUCAUUGCGGUCCUGGUGACCGCAGCCCAUGUGUCAUGGAAGUGGUAACCGAGGACCUGUCAAACUUCUUUGAUGUGUAUGCCGUGGCUGACCAGUUAUUUUCCAGGCAUGGUAUCAGGACAAAGGUGAUGUCUAUCAACGCUUUGUGCGCAUUGUAUCGGGGUAGUGGUAUAUACUUACUAGGCCAUGACGGAGCGUUGGUACCGGUGAAAUCCAAAAGUGAUUUACGCCCAGGGCGGUUGUUCAUACGUGAACCAUCGCUGAUUAACGGGGCCGUAGCCAACGGUUACAGGGAUUUAACCGAAGUGAGUGUGAUUUAUUUUAGAAGUUGCUACUCUCAGGAUCAUAUGGAAUCCGAUCCUGAUAGCUGGUUAGCAAGACUCAUCUGCGAGUACUCAGACGCAGUUAAGGUGCCCUCGGUACCGGCACAACUGGCCGGUAGUAAACGCGUGCAAAUGUUACUGUGCAAUCCUGGAAUAGAGACCCAAUUGUCAGAGUUGGUAACACCAAACGAUAGAUACUCACUCAAAGAAGCCCUAGCGAUGUUUAGGAGCGUAAAUGUACAGCAAGUUGACCCCUCCUUGCCAGGGAAUAGAGAGGUUGUACAGGAGGCUAUACUAAAACCUGAAAAUUUCGUACUCAAGUCGCAGGCGGAAGGUGGCGCUGAACUUUAUGUGAAUAACGAGCUUGCAUCCAUACUUAGCGAAGGAAUUAAAGAUGAUUGCGCAAAAAUGGCCCACUACGUCCUUAUGAGACGCAUAACGCCACCCGUACAACGUGCUGUGUUCGUAAAAAACAAUAUAGAGGGAAGCUACGACCUAACGGUGGAACGCUGCCUCACUGAGCUGGGCAUAUACGGAGGUACCGUCUUUAGGGGAGAGCAUGUAGUAACAGAAGAAUGCUGCGGAUACCUAGCUAGGACUAAAAAUGAAACUACAGCAGGCGGUGGAGUAUGUUCCGGAUGUUCAGCAGUCAAUUCACUGCUAUUCUACUAAGCCCACAGGGUACCGUGACAUACUGUAGUAAAAAA